This is a messenger RNA of Scophthalmus maximus (turbot), 4411 nucleotides long. RefSeq names its product collagen alpha-1(XXI) chain. The coding region runs from base 166 to 2988 and encodes 940 amino acids. The record is from RefSeq and is a predicted model, not a curated record. The transcript is spliced from 32 exons. NCBI's taxonomy places the organism in Eukaryota, Metazoa, Chordata, Actinopteri, Pleuronectiformes, Scophthalmidae.
GCCAACCAGAGGGAGGACUGUCACUUCCAAGUCAGGAGGACUCCUCUCUCUUCACUUUCCCUCCUCGCAGAGUGGCACUCGUCACUGGCAUCUUGCAGCCGAGGGAGAAAGCUCUGAUUCAGCCAGGUCAGACUGGACAGAGGAGGACCGCUCUCCUGCAGAGCCAUGUUGCUUUGGUGGUUAUGGAGUGCGAUGUUACUACUGACCCCGCUGGAGGCUGCAGAGGAGGACGACGAUGUCCGAGCAGGCUGCAGCACAGCUGUGAAUGACCUGGUGUAUAUUGUUGAUGGCUCAUGGAGUGUGGGGUUCCCUGACUUUGAGACGGCCAAGCAGUGGCUCAUCAACAUCACCAGCCUGUUUGACAUCAGUUCCCACUACACACAGGUGGCUGUGAUCCAGUACAGUGACACGCCUCGUCUUGAGAUUCCUCUGGGGGGGCACCAGGGCGGGGCAGAGCUCAUCCAGGCCAUACAGAGCAUCGCCUACCUGGGAGGAAACACGCAGACCGGAAGGGCCAUCAAGUUUGCCGUGGACCACGUCUUCUCCUCAUCCCAGCGAGCCAACCAAGUCAAGAACCGCAUUGCCGUGGUGGUCACCGAUGGCAAAUCUCAGGAUGAUGUGGUGGAUGCCAGUGUGGAGGCACGAGCACAGGGCAUCACAUUAUUUGCGGUUGGGGUUGGCAGUGAGAUCACCACCUCAGAGCUGGUAUCCAUCGCCAACAAACCAUCAUCCACCUACGUCCUGUAUGCUGAAGAUUACACCACCAUCGACCGUAUCCGAGACUCCAUGGAGCAGAAACUAUGCGAAGAGUCUGUGUGUCCGACACGAAUCCCGGUGGCGUCUCGUGACGAGAAGGGCUUUGAGCUGAUGGUGGGCAUGAACAUUGAGAUGAAGGCCAAGAAGAUCCCUGGCUCUCUGGUUACUGAGACGGCGUUCGCUCUCUCUGCCUCCACAGACAUCACUGAGAAUACCAGGGCGAUUUUCCCAGAAGGCCUCCCUCCAUCCUACGUGUUCGUAGCCACCCUGCGUCUGCAGGGGCCUUCUGCCAAGCUGACAUUUGACCUUUGGCGGGUUCUGUCAAAGGAUAAGGUGAUCCAGGCCGCAGUGACGCUAAGCGGGAAGGACAAAACGGUCACCUUCACCACCACUAGUGUAGAAGAGGAGGAACAAAGGGUCGUCUUCAAAGCUGGAUUUCAGGAUCUGUACGAUGGAAAAUGGCAUCAGCUCAAACUUCUAGUGAGGCCGCGCCAGGUCGCCAGUUUCCUUGACGAUCUGCUGAUCCAGGAAGUCCUGUUGGAACCGGCGGAGCCCGUUUACAUCAAUGGGGAGACACAGGUGGCUAAGAGGAGAGGAACAGACAGCACAGUGCCUGUGGAGAUUCAGAAGCUGCGCCUGUACUGUGAUCCUCAUCAGAGUGACAGAGAGACGGCUUGUGAGAUCUACUCUGUGGAUGAUGAAAGGUGUACUCUGAACCGGACGGCCACAGUGGAGGAGGACGACUGCAGUCACUGUGCACUUGGACCCCCAGGGCAGCGUGGCCCGCCAGGGCGCAUGGGUUUCCGUGGGGAGAAAGGGAGGGAGGGACCACCGGGGCCUGAUGGUAAGCCUGGUAAGGAGGGGAAUCCUGGGAAACCUGGUCCUCUUGGAUUACCAGGGAUGAAGGGUGAAGAUGGCCCUGCAGGACUAAAAGGCGAGCCUGGUCUUCAAGGUAGCAAGGGAGACAGAGGGGAGCCAGGCUCACGGGGAGAAUCAGGAGCCCCGGGACCCAAGGGUCUUCCUGGAGAUAGGGGUGAGGCAGGACCACCGGGAGAGGCUGGAUCUCUGGGGGAGCCAGGGCUGCCAGGCACCGGUGGAUUGGUCGGGCCACCUGGAACAAAGGGCCAGAUGGGAGCUCCUGGCUUGGCCGGUGCCGCUGGAGCUCAAGGUGCCCCGGGUGUCCAGGGACCUCCUGGCGAAGUGGGCCUACAGGGACCUCUGGGAGAGACAGGGUUGCCUGGGCCACAGGGACUACCUGGAAUAACGGGAAUCCAGGGGCCCCGGGGGCCGCCCGGACAGAUCGGCCAAGAUGGUCCCAAGGGAACGUGUGGCGAUCCAGGGGUUGCUGGCUCUUUUGGUCCACCAGGCCUGAAGGGCUCGACGGGGGAGCCAGGUGUUCCAGGGCUGCCGGGGGGCAUGGGGAUGCCGGGGUUCAAAGGUCACAAGGGGGAGGGAGGAGAGACCGGCUCCAAAGGACAACAGGGGGAGAGAGGCAGAGAUGGAGAUCCGGGGAAUCCUGGCGUGUCGGGCGAAGUGGGACCCAGGGGAGGGAAAGGAGAGAAAGGUGUGACAGGUGACAUGGGCCCCAGGGGGCAUGAAGGGAAGAAAGGUGACAUGGGCCACACGGGCCACAUGGGUACUGUGGGUCCCAGGGGCUUCCCUGGCCAGGAUGGGUUGCCGGGCCAACCAGGCCAGCCAGGAUACCCAGGGAAACCGGGCAAACCUCCCUCAGAUGAACAUCUGCUAAAGCUCUGCACUGAUGUCCUGCGUAACCAACUCCCAGCACUGCUCCGGACCUUGGCCCCCCCAGCUCGGUGUGAACCCUGCGAGAGCGAAAAGGGACCCCGGGGCGAGCCAGGAGCACCAGGACCCAAAGGCUCCAUGGGAACUCCAGGCUACCCAGGCAGGAGUGGCUCUCCCGGUUACCCAGGACCUCCUGGACUUCAUGGUCCUGGAGGCCUCAAAGGUGACAUGGGACCAAAAGGACUCAAAGGCAGCAAAGGUGAAGGUUACCGUGGACCUCCUGGAUCACCUGGACAGCCAGGAAUUCAGGGUCCUCGUGGUUUCGAUGGAAUCGGCCAUCCGGGCAACCAGGGAAUUCCUGGAAAACCAGGAUCGCCAGGAGACUCCGGUAAACGGGGCAGCCCAGGGCUUCCAGGGGUGUGUGAUGUUUCCAUGUGUUAUCAGACCUACAACCUCAGAGAACAUUACAGCAAAGGACCCAACGUCUGAUGACAUGGAAGUGGGGGAGAGGUUUUGAUGAAGUGAUUUACUGUAUCACAGAUUCACAGAAAUGUGUGAGACUGUUGACUCCUUUGUGACAGAGUGUGUGGAAAAACGGCUGCAGUGGAGGCAGACAUACCCACAUUAUUUGAGUAAAACUGAAACGGGCAGGGCAUUGAUUCAUGAUUAUGGAAUCCAUGAUCAAAGACGGUCAGCAGUAUAGUUUACUGCGAUACCAGGAUAACAUGGCUACUUCAAACUUUAAAGUUUGACUGCAGGUUUAAAUGGUGGUUUCUAAUCCUGACUAUCUAAGUCUGAUGAGCACCAAAAUGGCUGUAAUUGAGAUGUGUUUUUUUGUGUGUGUAACUAUUAAUCAAGAGAUUUGGGAUUACAUGACAAAAUAGCUACCUCCUAAUUUACCUGAGUCACUCUUAUGUGAGUGUGAAUUAUGAGUGGUCACCAUGCAUGAGGCCAAUAGACUUUGGGCUUUUCCAACAUAAGAACUUUUGCCUUAUGUGCCAAUAGACAAAUCUCAGAUCUCCAUUUCACAACCAAGCAAAAUUGUUGUGGGCUGAUUCAUAAUAAAUAAUUGAAAAUCACUAAUUAUUCCAGAUUAUGACAAAAUUUUGCUUAAACUGCAAAUAACUACAUUUUAUAAAUGGAAGUGGACAAGGAUGAUCUAUCAUACUGUGCUUAAAAGCUGUGGUUCCUUCGGCUUCACCAUUUGAGAUUCAUACCAACCAAUGAGGUUAAAUCUACCGUCACUCUUCAGAGAAAAUCGUCGUAUCUGCCAAAUAUGUGAAAAAUUACAAUACAUUCCUUAGUGAUGAAUUAGGAUGUGUCAUAACGAAGGAAAGGGAAUGCCAUGCUCACACCUUCCAUCUUUCGUCUUGUGGAAAUGUCAAACGUUUAAGUUGGUCAGGAUUAAGAACUUUAAAAAGUUCAUGAAUAAAUGACAAAAAACUUGCAGAUGAAAUCACUCCAACCACAACGUUAUUUGUUAGCAGAGCAUUAUUUCACUGUCAGCCUACUCUUAGUGCAUUGUACACGUGAUCCCCUCUGGGGAUGCACUAAUCCAUCACUGUGGCAGACAGGGUUGUAAGAAUCCAUUCACUGUGUAUUUUUACCCAUCAUCUUUGUUCUUUUGUUUAUCAAUAUGACAUAGACUUAUUUUGCAUUGCAUUUGAGUGUACAUGGGAUACCAGCACGUUUUUAAAAAUGGCCUUUAUUUACCUCAACUGCAGAUUUAUGCAGGCUUAUAUUAUUGACAGACAUUUAUUUCUGUUUUCCCCCUCUUUUUACUCAUAUCCUCUCACGUUUGAGAAAGAAGUCUCACUAUUUCCAUAUUAGCCCCACUUUGAUCUAUUGCCUCAUACACUUUAACUUUGAAACAUCUAUAUUUUAAUAAAUAUAAUUUAAUUAUGAAUAAUAA